AUGGCACUCUCACUGAGGAGGUUUAUAUCGUCCUCCCCUGGUCUUCACCAUUCCUCUGGCCAAGUCUGUCGUCUUCGGCGUGCUCUAUAUGGUCUGAAGCAGUCUCCUCGUGCUUGGCUAAUUAAGUAUGCUAACGAGGUUAUCCAUCGUGUCAGACUUACUGACACUAAGCUGUCUGAUACCCCCAUUGAGCUUAAUGUAAAGCUCAACACUACUGAUGGGGUUCCUCUAGAUGAUCCUACGUUGUAUCGCGAGCUUGUGGGUUGCUUAGUCUAUCUGACCGUUACUCGCCCUGAUCUUGCCUAUGCUGUCCAUGUGAUUAGUCAGUUUGUUUCUGCCCCUCGCUCUACACAUUGGGCUGCUUUGCUUCGGAUUCUUCGUUAUCUUCGCAGUACUAUCUUUCAGGGCUUGCUGUUCUCUUCUACUUCUUCCUUAGACUUGGUGGCUUAUGCUGAUGCUGAUUGGGCUGGUGAUGUUAAUGAUCGUAAAUCUACUUCUGGUUUCUAUGAAUAA
Camellia sinensis is the source of this 513-nucleotide messenger RNA. The record is from RefSeq and is a predicted model, not a curated record. NCBI's taxonomy places the organism in Eukaryota, Viridiplantae, Streptophyta, Magnoliopsida, Ericales, Theaceae.